Molecule: messenger RNA, 7985 nt
Organism: Psammomys obesus (fat sand rat)
Lineage: Eukaryota; Metazoa; Chordata; Mammalia; Rodentia; Muridae
Gene: Shisa6
Product: shisa family member 6
Exons: 8
Coding region: 1-2088 (695 amino acids)
Biological process (GO): regulation of short-term neuronal synaptic plasticity; regulation of AMPA receptor activity
Cellular component (GO): AMPA glutamate receptor complex; postsynaptic density; postsynaptic membrane
Source: RefSeq, a predicted model, not a curated record
AUGGUAGAGGGUUCCGGGGGGCUCACUCUGGCCUCGCUCCGGGAUGUGGGUGGUGUAGGGGUGAGCUUCCUCUUUGCCAGCUUAGAGCGCCGCGCCGCGCCGCGCCGCUUAACCGGUGUCCGGGCUUCGGUGACGCGGAGCUUGGAGAGAGGGGGGAAGAAGCGAAGAGGAGUCCUGCCGUCCCCCAACCGGGCGCCCAGGCGUGGAAACGUGGGCGGCGGCGAGCGGCUGGCCUCCCUCCCCGCCCUCCCCGCCCUCCCCGCGCGGCGCUCCCGCGUGUGCGGCUGUGUGAGUGCGUGUGUCUCCCUCUCGCCCGGCGCACACGCUCCGGCACUAGUGCAGGCGGCUCCCGGCUCCGCUCGCUCGCCCCGGCCGCUGCGCUCCCGCCUAGCCGCCGCCGGCGCCGCCGCAGUCGCAGCCGGGCAUGCGCUGCGCCGCCUCCUGCUGCCGCCUCUGCUGCUGUCGCUGCUGCUGUCGCUCGCGUCCCUGCACCUGCCGCCCGGCGCGGACGCCGCUCGCGGCCGCGCGGCCAACCGGACCCUGAGCGCCGGAGCCGUCGGGGGUCGGCGUGCCGGGGGCGCCCUGGCCCGAGGCGGCCGCGAGCUGAACAGCACCGCCCGGGCGUCCGGCGGCCCGGAGGCGGGCAGCCGGCGGGCACAGUCCGCGGCGGCGGCGGCGGCGGCGGCCAGCGCGGCCGUCACUUACGAGACGUGCUGGGGCUACUACGACGUGAGCGGCCAGUACGACAAGGAGUUCGAGUGCAACAACAGCGAGAGCGGCUACCUGUACUGCUGCGGCACCUGCUACUACCGUUUCUGCUGCAAGAAGCGCCACGAGAAGCUGGACCAGCGCCAGUGCACCAACUACCAAAGCCCAGUGUGGGUGCAGACGCCCAGCACCAAGGUGGUGUCGCCGGGGCCCGAGAACAAGUACGACCCGGAGAAGGACAAGACCAACUUCACCGUCUACAUCACGUGCGGGGUGAUCGCCUUCGUCAUCGUGGCGGGCGUCUUCGCCAAGGUCUCCUAUGACAAGGCCCACCGCCCCCCGCGAGAGAUGAACAUCCACAGGGCUCUGGCUGACAUCCUAAGACAACAGGGACCAAUCCCCAUAGCACACUGUGAAAGAGAAACCAUCUCAGCCAUCGAUACCUCUCCCAAAGAGAACACACCGGUCCGAUCAACCUCUAAAAACCACUACACCCCCGUGCGCACAGCCAAGCCGACUCCAGGGCAUUAUGGGAAGGAUGCUUACCGAAGUGGAGGACCAGAUCUCCAUAACUUCAUCUCAUCUGGAUUUGUCACGUUAGGAAGAGGACACACGAAGGGUGAUCGUCAGUAUAACCAUCCGAUCUUAAGCAGCGCUACCCAGACCCCUACACACGAAAAGCCACGAAUGAAUAACAUCCUGACAUCAGCCACCGAACCCUAUGACCUCUCCUUCUCACGCUCUUUCCAGAACUUAGCGCACUUGCCCCCAUCAUAUGAAUCUGCAGUGAAGACCAACCCAAGCAAGUACUCAUCUCUGAAGAGGCUGACGGACAAGGAAGCUGAUGAGUAUUACAUGAGGCGCCGGCACCUGCCAGACCUUGCAGCCCGUGGCACCCUACCCCUCAACGUCAUCCAGAUGUCUCAACAGAAGCCGCUGCCUAGAGAACGGCCACGCAGGCCCAUUAGGGCCAUGUCUCAGGACAGGGUUCUGUCCCCACAGCGGGGCUUGCCAGAUGAAUUUGGCAUGCCCUAUGACCGCAUCUUGUCUGAUGAACAGCUGCUCUCCACGGAGCGCCUGCACUCCCAGGACCCGUUGCUGUCCCCAGAGAGGACGGCCUUCCCAGAGCAGUCGCUGUCGCGGGCCAUCUCGCACACGGACGUCUUUGUGUCCACGCCGGUGCUGGACCGCUACCGCAUGACCAAGAUGCACUCCCAUCCCAGUGCCUCCAAUAACUCCUAUGCCACCCUGGGCAAGAGCCAGACCGCAGCCAAGCGCCACGCCUUUGCCUCCCGCAGACACAACACGGUGGAGCAGCUGCACUAUAUCCCGGGCCAUCACACCUGCUACACAGCCAGCAAGACGGAAGUGACCGUGUGACCGGCAGCGUGGCCAGGCUGGUUGGCAGAGUGAGGGCAGGACAAAGCAGAACAUGGCAGGGAUGGGGAACACAGCGUCUAGCCUUGCUCUCCUCCCCUGCCCGGUCCCCCCCAUUUGAGCUGGAGGUGGGCUGCCUUUGUCCAGAAAGCCAUACCCCCGGGGACAUGGCGCCGAUUGCCUGGUCCAGCAAGCACAGACCCAGGCUCUAAAGCUCUUUGUUUCCCAGUAGACUUCCCCUGCAACUGAGAAGAGUGGCGAGGUCCAGCCACUCACUCAGUUCUUGCCCCGCCCCUUCUUGGGGUUCUGCUUGCCAGUGGACCCUCUCCUGAAGGUAACCGGAAGCUGCCUGAGUUUGAACAGCCAGUUGCCCAGAGGGUGCAGUCAGUGGGCUGACCGAACAGGCUGCUCGGUCUUCUUCCUGUAUCUAGAACCGCAUCACAGAAAUCUCUUAGUGCCUAAAAACUGCCUGCUCGCUCUCAGCCAGAGAGCUGCUGUGUCCAUAAGCACAAUAAGAUUCUCUUCUGCCUGCUGGAACUCUGGUCUCUACAGAGUGGCCCUUCCCUUGCUGAGCCCUGCAGCCCCAUAACAGGGAGGGUUCCCUUCCUUCAGCUGCUUGGAUGCCCCUGCCUCUGUGCUGUGGGGGCUGUGCUCUCCCCAGCCUUCCCUGUUUCUCCUCAAAGCUCUCUGGAGCUUUAGCUCUUACCCUCCAGAGAAGAGUAGCGAUGGGUUGCCAAGACUUUAGAGGUGCCUUGGCGGCCUCCUGAUUGUCUCCCCAUUUCCUCCAGGCCUCUGGGUCUGAAGUAGGACCGCCUCUCAGGCCUGCCUUCUUCACCUGAGCUCUGCUCCCAGGAGGCAUCUGCGGUGGGCACAGAGCGAGGGUGUGGGGGGCCACUGUGAUGCCCAGGAUCUCAGGGGCUCGCCAUUCCCAUUUUCUAGGGCUCUGCCUGCCCCCAACCCAUGAGCCUCAGGCAGGACAGAGGCAGAAGUUUCCAGACACAGAGAGAAGAAGCUUAGCCCUCAAACAGGCAGGGGCUCUCUGAAGUGGUCAUGCUGGAGCCUGCCCAUUCCUUUCCACUGUCUUUGCUCACUCCACCAGCCCUUUUCUGUUUAGAACCCAAUCUCUCUCCCGCUGUUACCUCCCAGACCUAUCUCCCCAACGUGCCCCUGCAGCUCCAUUACUUUCAGACCAGUGGAUCAAAGUGACCAAAGCCCAUUGGCAGAUGCAAAUAGAUAAUAGGUUCCCAGGAUGUCGCUCUGAGGGCCAUAUCAACCCCUCUUCCUUGCAGGAGUGCUUGGGCAUAUGGCAGGGUCACCUUGAGCUCUGUGAAAGGCCCUACCACCAGCCCAUCUCAGCCCCUUCUUUGCCUCAAAUUUGAAGGUAGACAAGAUGACAAGUUUUCCAAGCUACUGGAAAACUAUCAAUGAGAGCAAUCCUGCUCCCCCUAAGAUCAGGAGGAGAAAGACAAUGAAGCCCCACCCCCACCACUUCUGAGGGCCAGGGUACCUCUUUGGGACUGGGGAUAAUAGGCCCCAGACUGUCUGGUGAAGUGACAUAAGAAAUUGAACUAUCAUUUACCGGACUCCAGCAGUGAUGUCCUUAAGUCAGAUUUUAUAUCCUCUCAGUUCUGCAUGGAUAGCCCUUAAAAGGUGAGGUGGUGAGAAGCUUGCAUCUGUCCUGGUCGUUUUUAAUCUAGUCAAGUCUACGAGCCAGAGAGAAGUCAGUGGACUGCUUUCCCUCACUGCUUGCAAGAGUCCCAAGCUCUCCUGAGCCCCUCUGCAGAAUCCCCCUCCGUGAAAAGGAGUGUUCUGCAUAACUAGGAAGGAUGGAAGCUGGGCCUUCCAAAGAGCUGUCCCUGGCACCAUAGAGCCAGAAGGCCCCAGACCAUUCUGCUUUCCACACUGUAAACACAUAAACCUUCUUAAGGGCUGGUCCCCAUGGGUCUAUGAGUUUUUGCUGCAGAAGGUAAGGCUUACAGGAAGAGAGGAACUCAAUCCAAAUAGAGAAUGGCUCACUUCCAGAAGCAAAGGCAUGUCUCACAGCUGGCCCCCAGCCCAGCACCCUAUACCUCUCUAACCCUUACCUGGCUUCUUUGAAGACCAUGUGCUGGCGGGAAGGGGAAGGGACAAGAUUGUGGUGGGCAAAGAUCCCCUCCCGUGUGUUUGUACAUCCCAUGGAGAAUCUUCCAGAUACCAAGUUUUCCAGCCCUUGGGGAGCAAGACCUUAACCCAGGCUCCUCCCUCAGCCUUGGCUCUGACAAGGUGUCUGUCUGUCUUUCUGUCUGUCUCAGGGGUUGUUUGACAAGUUGAUUCCAAGCUAUUUCUCAACCCUGCCUUACCACCAUCUGGUAUAAAAUAACCGGCAUCAGUUACGUCAGAAAAUUCUAAUGGAAUGCUUGCUUCCCCUGAAGGCUUUUCUUCUGAUCUAUCUUGGAACAAAAGGAAUAGUAGCAAAAAUUGUCGUCUAUAAACUACUCUAAUCCCGUACCCCCUCCACUCCAAACUCUGGAAAACUGUGUCUUAAAUGGGACAUGGAAAUAUAGUACCCCAUCUUCAGUUCUGCAUGACUACAUUUCAGUUACCUAUAGACAACCAUGAUCCAGACAUAUUUACAUUUGUCUUAACUCUUUUGAGAGAGUCUACAAUCACAUAGCUUUUAUUACAGUAUAUUCUUAUAACUUGUCCUAUUUUGUUAUUGUCUAUCUCUCCCUGUGCCUAAUUUACAAAUUAAACUUUAUUGUAUGUGUAUGUAUACAAAGAAAAACACUAUAUAUAUAGAAAGAGUUUGGUAUCAUGUAUAGUUUCAGGUACCUGUUGGGAUUGUUGGAGCUUAUCCCCCAAUGAUAAGGAAAAACCACUAGAUCCCCUCAACAUAUCCAUCACUUGAGAACCAGCUGUCUCCAUUGCUGUAUGAAGUCACUUGUAAGUGUCUGGGGCUGGAACCCAGACCACUGCUUCUAGCCCAAGCAGGCUGGUCUCCUCUGUCACAUAGUAGGGCGAUUGCUCCCUCAUGAUAAACACUCAUAUCCCAAGCAAACCCAACAUUUCCCUCUGCUUGUUUUGUACCUUUAUGCAUGUCUCCACUGCCCUGGAUUUGACUGUGUACAGGUCUCACUUGCCCCAAAUGUUCCUCCUGAAUAUCUCUUACCACCCCCAUCCUUCAUCAUUCCUUUCUCACUUCCUCCAGUGAACUCUUGGAACCAUAUGUUCAUGAGCCACACAGGCUUGCAAUUAGUUCCUUAACCUCCUAACUGGACUUUGAUCCUCAGAACUCUUCAGUGUCUUAGGUAAUGUGUUUCUCUUGGGAAGUUCCCCCAGCUGAAAUAUCUCCCCAUCUUCACAUUCUCUUUCCUGUAUUAACCUUCUAUGCCAGUUUCUUCUUGCCUUCCUCUCAUUUCCAUCUUCAAUUAUCGAUCUUCCUCCAGCCCUAAGUUCUUUUACCUGGACCUUCUGAAGUCUCUAGUUUUAAGCGUUAGAGCUCUUGAUGUAAACUGUGGAAGACUCUGGCAUUCUUUGAGUCCAUUGUUUGCCUCAUUAGUUUGUUAUACUUUUUCACAUGGGAGAUGACACCCCAAGGUGUGAGGUCACUGGGCUCCUCCCAUCCCUCCCUCUAAUCUCUAAAGGGAGAGCUGCCUGAUUAGAGGUGCCAUGGCCAAAAGAUCAGCUUUGGUUCCUGCAGCUACCAGACUCAAGAAACUCUUGGCUCAACCUGUUACUAGCCCAGAGUGUUCUGCUCUGGCCAAAGAUUCCUCCUCUUUGAUGCCUGUAGUUCUUGCUUCUACCCCGAUACCCUUCCUUUAGUGGAUAUCACAGCUUUUCAUUCACCCCAAAGACACAAGGACCUCAUAAGUCUCCAAGUAUGGAGGAGUAGUUAUCCCAACAUCUCUGCCACAAAACUCAACCCAUUGCCUUUGGAGAGUUCUUGACUGCCACCUACUUCAUCCUUCAUCCCUUCCACAGAUGUCUGUGGACUGGACCCAAGGUCAUAGUUUGAAAGGGCUGCCCAUCACUUGGACCCUAGAAGGCACCUGCUAUGUGAGGAGCAGGCACAUUAGCUCCCUCACAUUCCUCUGUGACCCUCUCUGAAUUAGGGGAACUCUGGAAUAUCUCAAAAGGCUUGCUCUGCUUUAUCAGAGAAUUUUAAUGGCUUAAGUGUUAUUUUUAUAAACAAGUGGGUUAAACAUGAAAGAAAGGUCUUUCUGGUCCCUCUCUUUGAUUUUGGAAGGUGGCAUAUCAAAGAGAAAGAAAAAAAAAAAAAGGACUGAGGCUCUAGAGACAUGACUUCUAUGUCUGGCUUUUGUCUUCAUCUUGCCAUGUGACUAUAGGCAAGUCACAUUUCAGUUCAGUGCCUCAGUUUCCUUACCUAUAAAAUGGGUUUUGACUAGAUGAGCCCUCAAAGUUUUAUCCAGCUCUUACACUCUAGGGUUUUCCAUCUUCACAUUCCCUUCUCACUCAUUCCCACUUGAACUGAGCUGCACCCAUCACACUCUGCCUGCCCUGGGGUAAAAUCCUCACAGGCCCUAGACAGUCACCAUCCUCCUCACCAGAUUGUGGGUGGAACCAAUGGGAUUGGCCACUCAUGGAUGCUCUUGUUAUCUGAAAGUUGAGGCCUAACAACUCAACAGGUCACCAAUCAUGUGUCUCAAAAGCCUCUCAUAUAAACAUACCUGAAACACCUGGGUAUCUGUUGCUGUUAAAUUCUGAGUUUGGAGUUUUCAUUUUUGAUGUUGUCCUCAUAGCUGGAGGGAGGUGACUCUACUUUUAGAGAGGGGACAGGCUGAAAGGGUCUAGAUAUCUGACCAUGACAUUGGGCAUGGAGUUUGUAUUUAAGGUCACAUGGAAAAUUUGUCCCAUGUCCCAAAGGAGCAUGCUUGACAGAGGCUCUGUGUGGCAAGGGAUGUCAUCAUAUCCCACCCCACAGCAUGUGUCCCGAAGAAGACCACAUCUGGAUGCUGAAGCUCCAUCUCAGCUGGAGAGGAUGAGGCACCGCCACCUGGGCUGCUGGGAGGCAGGUUCUCACCCCAUCCUGUAUCUUUGUGACUUCUCUUCACGAUGCCAUCAUCCUCCCCAUGAAGGCUUUGGAAGUAUCAAUGGAAAUUCCAAGUCCCUGUCAUCAAACCCAUCUUGUAAAUCGCAAACACAUUAACCUUCCAUCAUUCAGAGAAAACAAAAUGAUGCUGUGUGUUUGCUUAACAGCCUCCUAUGGGAGAAGAAGACCCUGCUCAACUUUGCUGCCAACCCUUCAAUGGCCCUCAAAUGCCACUCUACAGGAGAACCCAUUCAUUUGCUUAAUAGUGGCAAACCUGUCUCUAGUCCUGUAAACUCAACUAGACAUUUUGUAGUAAAGAAUUCUUGAAAUUCUCUAAUAAAAGGCAAUUCUUACUGUAACAUUUUUAGUUUGGGGACACAAUUUCCUAAGGGGUGGGGUUAAAGGAACAUUUUUACUCAUUAGCUGGAUUUAUGGAUUCUAUGUUUAUUAUAUGGUAGUAUUAUGGAAAGUACCUUUAUAUCCAUACCUUUGCAGUUUCUCCAUCACUCACAUUCCUGCUUCUGUACAAAUUCAUCAUCCACCUUCCCUGUCAAAGCACACCCUAUAUGUACUGUGAACAGAGAUUGAUUUAGUAAGAUUUAGUCUUAAGGAUUUUUCCACUUUUGUCAGUAACAGAUAUUUAUGGAUCAAAAAGAAAAUAAAGCUGUUUCAACAUAACCUGUGUGUCUUAAAGUAGCCACAUGCUUACAGAGUCAAAACAAAGGUCAUGUAAAAACAAAAACAAAAACCAUAAAACAAGGAAGGAUAUGAGAAAUAACUGUAGUCAGGAGAGGAAGCAGGUAUUGACCAUAGAGGGUUGCUAGGGAACUUUGGGUGUGAUGAGAUGUUCUAAAUCUGGUUGUGGGGAAAG